This is a messenger RNA of Talaromyces amestolkiae, 1323 nucleotides long. RefSeq lists its product as uncharacterized. The record is from RefSeq and is a predicted model, not a curated record. The transcript has 2 exons. Bases 1 to 1323 code for a protein of 440 amino acids. NCBI's taxonomy places the organism in Eukaryota, Fungi, Ascomycota, Eurotiomycetes, Eurotiales, Trichocomaceae.
AUGUCUACUGCGGUUGCGCCUGCGACGGCGGCACCUUUGACAUCUUCUCAUGUGGAUAGAGCACCAAGUCCGAAGAGUCAUCACUCGCUCUCGGCGAUGCCGGCCUCUCGAAUGCCCUCCGGUCCUCAAGAAGGAGCUCCAGGAAAGUCAAGCCCGGAAGGGAAGAAGACUCCUAACUCAAAUGCCGCACCCAAGAUCGUCGUGAAGAAAGAACCUCCCUCCUCCCCCACAAUGUCCUCUCAAAUGAGGCCCCGGCCCAGAAAACUAGAUCUCUCUGCUAGCACAUUAUCAGUUCGCGGCCCAGCAGGUCCGAUGACUGCUCGCGACGGAUUGGCGCUGCACGAUGUCGGACUAGCAUGCUUAUCACCCGGCUUUCAGACACACGAUCCCGAACGACAAGAACAAUUACAGCGCAGUAUCGCAGUACGCGAGCAGCAGAGAUCUAUAAUCGAAUCAAGACUACAAAAAUCCGCAAAAGGCGACGGUAGCGAUUCGAACAAAUCAUCCGAGUCAAAUCCUUUUGGCUCUUUAAAGAUUGCCAAGAAGCGUCCUCCUCCUGGCCUCUCUAUCGUCCCUCCCUCAGCCUCUCAAUUUGCGAACGAACGAAUUGUGCAGUCCGCCCCUUUACACAAGACAUUUACUGGUCGCCAUGACCCGAUGCCUAUAACCCGUCACCUCAUUGGCCACACUCCCAACCUUCCAUCGCCUUCUCAUAUCCACCAUGUACCGGCUCAACAAACGAACAACCGUCUACCACCUCUUUCAGAUGUCUUUGGCUCUGACUUGAAUUCCAGAGAACGAGAGCGGGAACGCAAUGGAAUGUUCCCCGCCUCUAGUAUUUCCUCACAAUCCAACACUACUGCAUCGACGAUUCCCCCAUUCUCGUCCUCUCCCGGUCACAAUGGAACCUCUCAACAACGGCCACGAGAGUACCGAUCCGCCGAGGAGGCUGUGCAAGAACUUGCUGGCGGUCGGGAAGAACUUUUGCCUCGUAUCGUUCACUAUAGCGGCCACCAGCAACCGGCCACUCCACCUUCACCAUAUGGCAAUGGCAACGUAGGUGCCACAUCCACGCAGCAGCCGUAUGCACCGCCUCCAAGCCUGGGAACUUCUCGUCGUCGGACUAGAGAUGAGUACGAGCAGGACAACGGCAGUCCUCCAUUAGGCACCGGACCGGAUAUGAGAUUCCGCAACGGACCAGGCCCAGCGGUAUCUUCAUAUGGACCUUUCGGAGCCGGUCGCGAUUCACCGGAGACUCAGAGGAAAAAGAAGGAAGAGUUCUUGUCUCUUUGUGCGCGAGCAUGGGACCUCUUCCAUUCAUAA